ACGUUGCUCGAGUGGGGAGCGAAGCGUGCUCCGGGCUCUGCUGCUGCUGCUGAAUUCAUUGCCUGUCAGCGCCAUGAUCUGCACCGUGCGGGACUCCACGCCGGCAGACUGUCGAGACAUAAUGCGCUUGAUCGUGGGUUUGGCAGAGUAUGAGAAAAUGCCAGGUGAAGUUAAACUUACCCACAAAGAACUGGAGGCGGACGGAUUUUCAAGCAGCCCUUUCUUUAAGUGUUUGGUGGCUGAAGUGCCAGAGGAACUCCAAAGCAGAGAAGGGCACACAAUAGUGGGCUACGGCUUUUAUUUCUUCACGUAUUCCACGUGGAAAGGAAGAGUCAUCUACAUGGAAGACUUGUACGUGAUGCCUGAGUUCAGAGGAAAAGGAAUCGGGAAAGCACUAAUGUGUCGUAUUGCACAGAUCGGCCUGGCGCGGGGCUGUGUUCGGAUGCAGUUCACCGUGCUGGACUGGAAUAAGCCUUCCCUGGAUUUCUACAGCGACCAGGGAGCUGUGAAUCUGACCGCCGCCGAGGGCUGGCAGCUGAUGCGCUUCGAGGGUGAAGCCUUAGAGAAGCUAGCCCAAGCCACUAACUGAAGCGAGGCUGGCCGUCAGCGUGGCUCUCGAACCGUGCAGGGGGCCACGAUCUCCACAUGCACCUUCGAUUCAGAGCCACAAGCUGGCCAGCCUGUAGAAGCAGAGUUUAGUCCCAGCUUUAAACUGGAGUAGUCUGUUGGUUGUUUUGUCGUUCUUCUUUUUCAGGAUGUCUUGGUCGUUGCUGUGGUCCUUUGGGGUUGAAAUAAAGUGCCCAUUGCAGAGCA
Polyodon spathula (Mississippi paddlefish) is the source of this 813-nucleotide messenger RNA. It is a transcript of the gene sat2a.1, whose product is annotated as spermidine/spermine N1-acetyltransferase family member 2a, tandem duplicate 1. Bases 74 to 589 code for a protein of 171 amino acids. The record is from RefSeq and is a predicted model, not a curated record. NCBI's taxonomy places the organism in Eukaryota, Metazoa, Chordata, Actinopteri, Acipenseriformes, Polyodontidae. The transcript is spliced from 6 exons. Gene Ontology annotation, molecular function: N-acetyltransferase activity.